This is a messenger RNA of Cygnus olor (mute swan), 11822 nucleotides long. RefSeq names its product nuclear receptor subfamily 2 group C member 2 (gene NR2C2). Bases 746 to 2635 code for a protein of 629 amino acids. Gene Ontology annotation, biological process: cell differentiation; positive regulation of transcription by RNA polymerase II; positive regulation of embryonic development. The transcript is spliced from 15 exons. Gene Ontology annotation, molecular function: RNA polymerase II cis-regulatory region sequence-specific DNA binding; zinc ion binding; nuclear receptor activity. The record is from RefSeq and is a predicted model, not a curated record. Lineage: Eukaryota; Metazoa; Chordata; Aves; Anseriformes; Anatidae.
CGGUGCCCUGGUGCCCUGUCGUGCCCGUUGUCGCGGGGCUUCUGCCGCCUUCCUGCCAACGUACCGCGGGGUCCGGGCAGAGCCUCACCUGCCCCCCCUCUUCUCCUCCGUCCUGCUGAGGAGCCGCUUGCUGCCCUGCUGCCCGGCCUAGCCGAGUGAGGCGUGCGGUGUGAAGAAGGCAGCGUCGCUGGGCCAUGAGCGCAGACGGCAGCGCAGCUGGGCUCGGCUCCAGCCGUCCUGGUGCUGUCCCACCCAGAAAGUAUUCAGAUGGAGCGUGUGACUUUCCUCUGAGGUUUGCCUGCAACUUAGGGGGAGAGCUGGUUUUGCACGGUAUUUUGUGCAGUAGAUCAUCUGCGUGUACUGCGGUUGGCUGCCACCCUGUUACAUUGGAAAUGUUAUCCUGGUGGUCCAGCCGCCUCCUUGCUGUUAUGUUCCACUUCUUUUAUUGGUUUGUUUUGAGGACUUUUUCUUUGUUAUGAAGUCUGCUGCUCAGGGGUUUUGCUAAGGAAGCAGAUCUUGCUUCUUACGUCACUCUGAAAGUCAACAUUAUGAUUGCUGGCAUGUCGGUCUGGUCUGUGAGCUUCCAACUGCAUUUGAUCUGAUUGUCUCAACUUACUGUUGUCUUGGGAAGGUAGAAAGUGCAAAAAACUUUGGAUAACAGCACCACCAGUAAAUCUGUUAGAGGCUUACCACAGCAAAGGUAUCAUUGGGGCUUAAAAAGGUUCUCUAAUGAUCUUGCUUCGCCAUGGCAACCAAUAUGGAGGUGCUGGCUCAGCAGGUAGUGGAGGCUCAGCAGGUGGCUGAGGUGCAGACUGUUCAGGCUUCACUAUCUGAAUCUCCAGUGAUGACCAGCCCUUCCCAACGUAUCCAGAUUAUUUCCACGGACUCUUCUGUAGGUUCACCACAACGCAUUCAGAUUGUGACAGAUCAGCAGACAGGUCAAAAAAUCCAGAUAGUGACAGCAGUGGACUCAUCUGUGUCUCCAAAGCAACAGUUUAUUUUAGCAAGUCCAGAUGGAACUGGUACGGGAAAGGUGAUAUUGGCAGCACCUGAGACAUCUAAUGCCAAACAGCUUAUCUUUACGACCACAGACAACAUUGUGCCAGGCAGAAUUCAGAUAGUGACAGACUCUGCUUCGGUGGAACGUUUACUGGGAAAAGCUGAUGUUCAGCGGCCCCAGGUAGUAGAAUAUUGCGUGGUCUGUGGUGAUAAAGCAUCAGGUCGUCACUAUGGUGCUGUCAGUUGUGAGGGAUGUAAAGGCUUCUUUAAAAGGAGCGUGAGGAAGAAUUUGACCUACAGUUGUCGUAGCAACCAGGAUUGUAUCAUCAAUAAACACCAUCGGAAUCGCUGCCAAUUUUGUAGGCUUAAGAAAUGUCUAGAGAUGGGCAUGAAAAUGGAAUCGGUUCAAAGUGAAAGAAAGCCUUUUGAUGUGCAACGUGAAAAACCAACCAACUGUGCAGCUUCCACCGAAAAGAUAUAUAUCAGAAAAGACCUACGAAGCCCUUUAAUAGCAACUCCAACGUUUGUGGCAGAUAAAGAUGGGGCACGGUCAGCAGGUCUUCUUGAUCCAGGAAUGCUUGUGAAUAUUCAGCAGCCUUUGAUCAGGGAUGAUGGUACAGUCCUUCUAGCUGCUGACUCCAAGGCUGAGACAAGCCAGGGUGCUUUAGGAACACUAGCAAAUGUUGUAACAUCUCUUGCUAACCUCAGUGAGUCACUGAAUAAUGGAGAUACUUCUGAAAUUCAACAAGAAGAGCAAUCUGCAAGUGAGAUUACACGGGCAUUUGAUACUUUGGCUAAAGCACUUAAUACCACAGAUGGUACAGCCGCUCAUAACUUGGCAGAUGGGAUGGAUCCUACAGGAGGAGGGAAUAUUCAUGUAAUCAGUAGAGAUCAGUCAACACCAAUUAUUGAAGUAGAAGGACCCCUACUUACAGAUACACAUGUCACAUUUAAGCUGACAAUGCCCAGUCCAAUGCCAGAGUACCUUAAUGUACACUACAUCUGUGAGUCAGCGUCACGACUACUUUUCCUGUCUAUGCACUGGGCUAGAUCCAUACCUGCAUUUCAAGCACUUGGGCAGGAUUGUAAUACGAGCCUUGUGCGUGCCUGCUGGAAUGAGCUGUUUACCUUAGGCCUGGCACAGUGUGCACAGGUGAUGAGUCUGUCUACUAUCCUAGCAGCUAUUGUUAACCAUCUCCAGAACAGCAUACAGGAAGAUAAGCUUUCUGGAGACAGAAUAAAGCAAGUCAUGGAACACAUCUGGAAACUUCAGGAGUUCUGUAACAGCAUGGCCAAGAUUGAUAUUGAUGGAUAUGAAUAUGCAUACCUUAAAGCUAUAGUCCUCUUUAGCCCUGAUCACCCUGGUCUGACCAGUUCAACCCAAAUAGAAAAAUUCCAGGAGAAAGCACAGAUGGAAUUGCAGGACUAUGUCCAAAAAACUUAUCCAGAAGAUACGUAUAGGUUAGCCCGGAUUCUAGUUCGCCUGCCAGCACUUAGGCUGAUGAGCUCUAGCAUUACUGAGGAACUAUUUUUUACUGGUCUCAUUGGAAACGUUCCAAUUGACAGUAUAAUCCCCUACAUUCUCAAAAUGGAAACAGCAGAAUAUAAUGGUCAAAUAACUGGCACAUCUGCGUAGUGGGAACAACACAAUUUGAUGGAUCAAAGUAAUUUUCAUAAAAGCAUACAAUUGAGAAGUUAAAAGAAUAGCAUUUUGGUAUGUACAAAUAUUUCCAACUUAUUACGCGUUUCCUAUCAGAUUUCUCCUUGUCUGUUUCCCAACAUUGACAAAAUUGAAACGGCUGUUAAAAGAGCUGCUACAGGACCUUUUCUGCCAUAAGGAAUAUUUUGGAUGCCUUUCAUUCAAAUUAAUUAGUAAUUAAGUAGAAUUACUGAACAUAAUUUUCAUGUGCUUUGUAUUUAGAAAUUAUCAGUGGUUAAAAAUAGAGUUUUAUAAUAUCACAGACUAGUAAUAAGAUUACUUUAAAAGUAAAAAUGACCAGUAUGUAUAUAUUAAAAAUAACCUUGGAAUUAAUAUCUAAUAAUUGCCAGGGAGUAAUACUAGCACUUUGUAAACACUUGUCGCCGAAACGGUAAUAUCAUCAAUGUCCUGCUUAUGAGUAGGGAGAAUGAAAAAAAUUACUUAUGUCCUUAGUCAAAAUGCUAGUGAUGUAUGUGAAAAUGUAGAAUGCUACAGGAGACAAUCAUUUAUUCUACAAAAAGUCACUCCAUCUUACGUUAUACGUUAAAUAGUAAUGUGGAUUCUUAAAUCAGAUAUCCACAUUAUAUGGAACUAUAUUGUUAAGUUAGUGACAUUGUAAUUAAUGGCAUGGUGUGACCAUAGUGACUAUUACAUGCUACAGAAAUUACCCAGACCAGGAGAAAAAAACGUAUUUCUUGCCACAGUAGUGGUGAAUUAUUCAGGUUCGUUGAAGUUUCUAUUCAGCCCAAAAGUCAUGAUAAAUGUUAUCCUAGUAGGAAGCCUUUUAACUGUGGGGAAGGACAGUCGUUAACUGGAAGAACACUCUUUUUCAGUUAGAGCUGUUAUGCACUUCGAGUAUGCUCUAUGUAUUCCCAAAUUUAUUCCUCUCUGUACUCCUUCACACUAUCAUCAUCCAGCCAAAGAUACAAUUUAAAACCUGAAAUAGUGGGAACCUCUGUUUGUCAGCAAGAGUAUAUUAUAAAGCUCUCACUUUAUUUCUCUCCCCUUCCAUGACAAAGCGCUCCCGGUCUGCAGUGCUUUCAACCUUCCUGUGAAUCAGUUUGAAACAGAAGUAUAGAUGGGAUUUACAUUUUCAUGUAUCAUUGCAGUUAAUGACUGAUAUACCAUAGAGUGUUAAAUUAAAAACUUUUUUUUAACUGUCUGAAGUAAUGAGCUAUCUACAUGUUUUCUAGUACUGGCCUGCAAGUAAUGCAUCCAGCAUUACUUUUGUUUUAGUAUAAUUUAUUAUUGACAUUAAGUAUUUUAAAUGAUCAAAGUUGUUGUUUUUUUUAAAAAAAAAGUCAUGGUGGUUAAUACCUUCGUCAGAUCCUGGCAUAUUAAAAGCAUUAAUUAGUUUAAUGAUUUGUUUGGUAGAGGCAUUUUCUAUUUGUAUAUUUUUAUGUGACAAAAAUCUAAUGAUGAAUUCAGCAUAUUUUUUUUCUUCCAGUAGUGAUCCAUAUUUAGAAACACCAGGCAGGUUGGUGUUUGUGUCUUAAGAGUCUCUAGAUGAGGCUUCUGAUAUGCUAAAAAUUCUGACCUGGUAUACUUCAUUCUCAUUAGGAGGCUCACAUUUGUAUAGCUCUUUACGACAUGAGUGCUACAUGGCUACAGCUAUGUAAUUUUCACUUCUGGAUGCAUUAAGGUCUUGUACAGUCACCAUCAUUAGAACAUUCAGAGUCUUCUGUUCUCAAAAGGUUGUAACAAGGAGACCAAUAUACAUGCAGAGAUCUAAAAUACUGCACUUUUCUCUCAGCUUUUGCUAUAACAAAUGACAUUCUUACAUUUCUAAUGUGAUGGAAGGCCUGCACCCUAAACAUUAAGUUAACUGGAAUGCAAAACUUUGUACUAGCUGUUGUAUUUCAAUAUAGCUUAUUGUGUGAUUGUGUCAGCACUUCUGAUGCAAAAUCCCUGUUUUAAGGGUAUAAAAACUAUUUGUGGCUUUAACAAGAACAGAAGUACUCACCUUGGAAAGAGUUGUGGCUGUUUUUGAUAUUUUCUUUUAAAAAAGGGUUAUGUCAUUGUUAUAAAAGUGGUAUACAUUGAACAUGUGAUUUUUUUUUACAAAAAAAACCAAAACAAUUAGUUUAAUUUUACUUCAGUAAUUUGUAAAUAUAUAUAUAUAUAAAAUAAUAAUUCAGGCAACUAAGUAGGCAUUGUUAAGGACAAAUUAAAUAUUAUUAAGCACAAAAGAUAGCCAUUGAAUUUUUUUUCCAAAUUUGAAUACACAGCUGAUAUUUUUUCAUGGCAAGCGUUGUUUUUACUUCAGCUUUUAAAGUAAAAGGGUCCCAUUUUCAAUGCAAAAAUUUGUUUUCUUCGUUUUUCUUAUUAGUGCUGUGACCAUAAUUGUUCAGGGAACAAAAUAAAGCCCACUAUAGUUUUUUGUGCAUGGAGGGAUCACGUGAAGUAAAAUUUAAAAUGUAUGCAUUGCAUUACAUUUGUAGAUCAAAAUAGUAAAUACCAUGCAGCUCUGUUUACAAAUAAACUACACUCCCUACAAAUGCAAGGCCACAUAAUGAUAUCCUUGAUAGAUCUCUGUUAGUCCCUUACUCUGCAAAUAGAUUCUUGGACUGUAACAUGAUUUUACCUAGGAUAAAACAGUAAUUUAUGUAAAUAAAAUUACCACAGUGCAACACAUAUCUAGGGUUUAUUUAUCAUGUGUGCAUUUAAUUGAUAGAAUUAAACAGUUACAUACAAAAGAUUCUGAUAAUCGCCUAAAAUAAUACUCUUUGUGUAGCAUCAUCAGCAUGAUUUGCAGACUUGCAUUAGUCAGAACCAAUAUAAUUUAGUCCUUAUGCCAUUGACGAAUAUGUACAUUCUCCAACUAUACACUGUUUUGAUUCUAAGAAUAAGUUUGUUUUGUGGAAAUUUGGACUGCAGAUGGUAGAUUCUUCAGCUUAAGAAAUAUUCAGAUUCUAAAAUGUUUUUGCCUAUUUGAAUACUAACUAUAAAUUGUAAAAUAGUUGUGAUGAGUAAUCUAACACUUUUUUCUCACAUGCUGCUCAAGGGCUGACACAAAAAUGAGGUUUGGCAUGUGAAUGAGCCAUUGAAAGCAGUCACUGCCAUAUGAAACUAUAAACCAUCUUCUCCAGUGUAGUUGCUCUAAAUUUAAAGUGUAAUCUGUCAGUGAAGCUAUUUUAUUUAACAUUGAAAUAAAUGUUUUUCCUUCCCUUACCUGUCCGUUAACAGAAAACAGAUGUUCCAGAGACACAGAACCAGCAAAGAGGUUCUUUCUGCCACCAGUUUAGGUGUUGCUUGCUAGUGACAGCAAAAGGGCACAGCUGAGGAAAAUUGGUCUCAUGAAAUUGUUCCUGCUCUAUGUUAACCUUUGUUACUAUUUUCAACCUCUUGAAGUAGUUGGACUUUCAGGCCACUCUAACAUAGUGAAAGCAGAACAACAGACGUGGUACAGCUGCAAGCUUAAGAGUCUUAAAUCAUCUUUGCAUGACCAUUACCUAGUUUGCAGUUUAGCUGCAUAAUAAAUUCUGAUCCCAUAUAAUCCAACUAUGUUAUAUAAGGAAGAGGUUAUUACUACUGCAAAAAAUACUACGAGGCUAAUGUAGUUCUUGUCAUAUCUGAGUUUGCUAGUGACUGGAAAACACUCACAGACUAAUCUCAUUAACUUUGCUUCUAAAUGACUUUUACUUUGUUUCUUCUUUGCAAGUGUGAACUUUUUGCUUGUGAAUAUGGAGCAGGAUUUUUUUUAAUUAUUGUCACACAUUUUUUGAAAAAAUAUUUCUUGAUUUUUAAGUAUGGAAAUAGCUUCUUUUCAUAAAGGCCUAAUUUCAAGCCAGUUAUGUUUACAGAACUAGGGCUCAAAGGAUCAUAGUCUGAAAGCGAUUCUAAGAAAAGUAGUGUCUUGCUGAAACUCUACAUAGUGCCUAAAAUAUAGUGUUCAGAAUCUUCUAGGUCCUGUUCCCAUUGCUGUUAAAAUGAAAAUAUUAUAACUGGGUAGAAAAAUAUUGAUAAACUAUCUAAUUAGAUCUAUCUGAACUUGAUUACAUAUGUAUAUUGGUAAUAAUUCAUUCAUAUAAAUGUUAAAAUUCUGUACUGACAAACUGGUGUGAGAAGGACUCUUGAGAAGGAACUGGAUUUGGAUCUUGUAGAUAAAGAUAAAUGAGCAAUAAUAGUGUAGGAGCAUUUGGGUUUACCUUUGUAAUAAUUAUUGCUUUUGUUACAAAGGCAAAAAUGUACACUAAUUUACUUACAUUGAACAAAUGGGAUGCAGGACUAAGACCACAUGCAAAAGUCAUGUUUCUCUGCCUAUUUACAUUUGUUGUAAAUUAAAUACAAUGCUUUUGGUGCCAGUGGAGCUAUUCUGGUGUGAAACUGGUAGAGAAGGAAAUAAUCAUCUCAAAGAAUUUUAAGAGAGAUCCUUCAAAUAAGCCUCUAUUUUAGCUGCAAUAAAAUGUUAUAUUAUUGAAAAGGCUCAGAUUUCAGAGUACUCUGAAAUGGGAAGAUGGGAAACUAUUGUUGGUCACUGGUGAUUACUUGGUAUUGGUUACUAAGUCUUUUUAUUGUCAUUUCUGAAGUACUUGGCCCUCCGGGCAGCCAUAAGGCCUCCAGUGAAUACUACUGACUCGAGAUUUCUGUGCUGAAAACGGCUGCCUCUGCAUUCUCAUUAUAGUACCCUUCAGCAAAGGGCAUAUUCUGAGGUGUAAUAGGGAAAACAAGUCAGGGCUCAGCUUCCAGGCCAAACCAGUCUCCUGAGGGUGCCACUUCUUUGGUAGAGACUGUGAAACACUUCAAUGUUUCCAUUGUUAUGUGUAAUACACAGGACUUUUACAGGUUCCUGAAUGAGUUCAUUCAAGAUACUGAAGAUGCUAGUGCGUUUCCCUGUCCAUUCCAAUUAAGAGGAUAGUUGGGAUUCUUCUCUGAUUACCUGUUGUUUAAUAAGCAAGCGAUAAUUUUAAAAAGCACCAAACAGCGUGAGUACAAAGGAUAUCAGGAAUAUAGUUUAGCCAGGAAAAGGGAAUUUAUUAGGUUGAAGAUUGUAGCAAAGAAGCAGUGAUCAAAGCAGGUUUCUGCAAUAACAGCACCAUUGAGGGGGCCGUAUUUCAGUUGGGUGAUGUGAGCAGUAGAACUGGUAGGUCAGUCAGACACGCGCUUCCGGCAAGUGUUUCAAAAAACUAAACUCUGAGUUGUGAUAGAAUCAUUGCUCAGUUCCACAGCAUUUAAGGCACCUAUAAAGUAAAAGUGAAACACUGUGUAGUUGUUAUUGGCUUCAACUGCUGCUAACUGUAGUUUUCUUCGGAUGCCUAUAAAUGAUGUAAGUGCACAGUCAUUUGAGCACUGCUUAGUGAGGAAAGAACAGGUGCACCAGUAAACAUGUACAGGAUCACACCCCUAGCAAAUAAAUAAAUUCCUAUUUGGUAUCUCUCACCUCUCCUUUGUUUAUUCUUUAGAGCACAAAAGUGGGGAGGUGAUUCUUUUUUCCUUCUGCUGUUGCCACAAGUGAAAAAGCAGAAACAUCAGGCGAACAAGUAGGUUCCCAUCUGUCCCAGUAGUUUGUCAUUCUUGCCAUGCAACAAUGUUACAGCUGUUGCAAUGGCUUGCUCUGAUGGUAAAUGUGGGCCUGUUGUGGCAGCAGCACACAGCAUCUGCAGGCCUGAUACCUCCAUAUAUCCAGGUGGAAUCAGCAAAAUGAGGCUAUGUUUCACCCCUUAGAUGAGAAUAAGGGGCAGAUUAAUGACAAAUUGUCAGCUUCUACUGAAUUUUGAAUGUCAGAAAGCAAUUUAAAAAAAAAUGGCUUUAUAUGAAAAUCAACAAAAGAGUGUGGUAAAGGGGAGCAAAUGCAUUUGCUUUUUGCACCUUCUAAUUCUGAAGUUGCUGAGUCACUUAUCAGUAAAAUCUCCUGAAUUAAAUUCAGGCUUAUUGUUCGACUAAAGAUGCCAUAAGCCCUCUUGUUAGAUAAUGAUACAAUCCUACUUCUGCUCCAGUUAAUAUUAUCAACGUUAUAUGGGAAAUAAUUUGUGCUAAAAAAAUAUUAGAACAUUGUGUACCAAUGGUGCAGCUAAAAUAAAUUUUUUCAUAAAGUUUAAAUACUGUAAGUCUAAAUAUAUUAGACUUGGAAAACAUCAAGCCCCAGAAUUACCUUAUUACUGGGUUUUUGUUGUGAAAUCAUGGUAAGUUCAUCACAGAUAAUACUGUCAUAAUGUUCCAUGAUUCCCAUGGUCUGUUUUAUCAUUUGAGUUACAUGAAUGCUUUGAAAAUGGCUUAUUGUUAAAUUCAUGCCAUUCUUCUUCCUCUCUUCUUAAAGAAUUUAUUUUACACAUCUUUGUGCCUCCCACCAGUGUGCAUUUCUUCAUGUUCAAUACUAAAACUCAAGCAGCUAAUGCCUAUGUACAUAGUUGUAUGUGUGUAUGAAUGUAUAUGUUUAUAUCUGUCUAAAUACAUUAUGUACAGUGUAUAUAAAGGGUGCAGUGUAUGUAUGUAUAUAUGUACAGAUACAUAGCCAUGUAUUCAUGAUAUUCUUUAUGUUAAACUUUUCAUUCAUUUUCUAAUCCAGAGCUUUUUAGCUGUCGUUUCUUAGCACAAACUAAGCCUGGCUUAAGCAGGUAAAUCCCCAUGAUUUUCAGAGCUUUGCACCUUUUUCUAAACCCGGCUUGAAUAUCACAGAAUCACAGAAUUGUAGGGGUUGGAAGGGACCUCAAGAGAUCAUUGGGUCCAACCCCACUGCCAAAGCAGGUGAAUGUGGUAUUUUCUUUUCAGUACUGAUAAAUAAAUUCAGUGAAGCUUGUGUCUUUUACAUUUUUCCCGUUAUGUUUUCAUGUUUGAUGGGUGAGGUCAGCCAGUGAAGAGUAAAUAGAACCUAAAAUGUCUGUUAAAAAUAAGUGUAUGAAUAAAAAGACGAGAAAGAAAGUACUCAUAGAAAGUACUUCCACAUUUCAGUAUAUGCUCACUCAUUCUCUUUCAGCUUUCUGAGAAAUGUUUUUUGUGAAGUUUUAUUCCACAGUGAAACUUGGUAAGAGAUUGAUUGUUUCAAGUCUUCAGGUGUAGCUAACUGAAAGAAAACCAAAUUGCCUUGUAUCAUUGAACUGUAGCACACAGAACAGGUUGCAAUGGAUGCCAUUUAAAAAAUCAACACAUUACUAUAAUGAUUACAUGAAACCAAACUUAAUUAAACAAAGGCUACAUCAUCUGUUCAAUGAAGCAAUUACACAUAGUAGUAAUGAAGUAAGAGGGAGGUCACAGUUUGUUUCUUAGCAAACAUAAAGACAUCGGAUUUUCACAGUCCAUUUCAAUUGUGUAUUCACUAUCCAAAGGUAUUGUUUUUUGUCUAGCUUAAACUAAACAAAGGUGGUUAGUUUUAGUUGCCAAAGCUAAUGUCCAUUUUCAUGUUCUGUCCUUUUCUGAAACUGCAGUCUGCAGAUCUUAGAGUGUGUAUGAAGUUUCCAUUAUUCACAGUGGGAGAUGGGCACAUGGAGCAUUAAUGAAUAGACUUGCAGUAAGACAGUGUAUUACUUGUAGGGAGUACUCGGUUACUUAAAUUAUCAAAAUGUAAGUUGUUCUUGUGCUUUUUCCCUUCUGAUGACUUGAACUUGGAUAGAAAACUUAGAAGUAAUUAUAUUAACGUUAUUAAAAAUAACAAUAAAAAGUUUACAAACUGCUUAGAGUAGUUCAGCAUGUCUUUUGUAUUGAAAAGGUGAAGUGGAAUUUUCUGGGCAUUUAUUUCCACCUUGUAGACUCAACAUGGUGAAGACUUGUGCAUGUUUAACUUUGAGCAGAUGAGCAGACACUGAUUAAAAUAAUGUGAGUUUCUUGCAUGCUUAAAGUAAAGCACAAGCUUCUUUCAAAGUCAGGCCCUCUGCGUGUAAAAUCUCUGCUAUGAAGAAUGCUAAGAAUGUUCUCUUGUUUUUUAAUAUAUUGUUAGUAAGCAUUUGUUUGUAUGCUUUUGUUUUAAAUAUAGAACCUGUAAAACAUCAAUCUUUAAUAUUUCAAGCCCUUUUUCUGAGAUGUUCAGCAGGAAAACUAUUUAAGUUAAUGGCAGGAAUUCCUGUGACAGAUGGUUCUUCAUUGGUGUCAUGACAAUCAGUGUGGUUUGAAUAAUGUUUGCUUUCCUCUUUAAAGGCUGAAUGGAAACCUGAAUGUCUGUUCGUGUCAUUGUGCUGCAGUAAAAUUUUAAAGAUUAGGAAGUGGAUUGAGGUAUUGAUCUGGACUGAAUCUGUUUAAAAAAAAAAAUCAGUUGUGGAUUUAUAAAAAGAGCAUAUUUUAAAACUGCAAACUUGUUUUAUAUACGUUUGAAUUGUUUUUAUUCUGAAGGGCAACAUGCACUCAAAUUUAAGUGGUGCUAUGUUAUAUUCUACAGAAACUGUAACGUGAAAUCAACUUUCUCUAUUUGAUGUCAGAAAGCAAAAGUCUGAGAAGCACACCUAUUGCCAGGUAUCUAACAUCCUUGAAUAAUCAGCUUGUACAUUAUUUUUUAAUGAUCUUAGAUAAAUGACAAGAAGGCACAGGUCCAUUUUAAUAUAUUUUCUAUGACUUGACUGUGGGCUGUAUUCUUUAAGAAGAAAACAUGUUGCUUACGUGUGUUUUAUCAUAAAUUGAAUUAAGGUAAAAUCUGGGAAUAUUUUUCAUAAUUACUCUGUACUCUAAAAUACAUUGCAAGUCAGUGUUCAGUUUUGUAACUGAGAAACUGCACAUUUUGUAAGUGUUGUAUCUGUUUGGCAUAGGCAUACCAGGGAGCUCUGAGCUCUUUAAAAAAAAAAAUAAAAAAUCCCAUUUUUAUAAAAGGAAUGAUCUAAUUUUAAUUCCUUGGGAUAUUUUCUGGAAGUCUCUGCUUACUAUCCUCUAGAAAGCUAUUGUUUAUGCUAUUAUAUUUUAAUUUCAGAUUCAAACCUCACAAGAGUUAUUCAUUUAUCACAGCUACCUUUGUGGAAUCAACAUUGUAUGUGUAAUAGCAUAUUCAAAUAAUAGCAUGAUUUUUUUAAUCUGAAUUUUAUAUCUAAUCAAUGUCUUCAGUCAUGAAGAGGAAUUUGCAUUGUUGUGUUUGUAUAUAGAGUAUUGCAGUGCAUGAUUUAGCUUAUGCAUUUUAUUAAAUGCUGUUUAAAUGUGGCAUUAUAUUGUUGUGGCUUAAUACUACUACCUAAAUGAGGUUUAUACUAUUAAAGUGAAUUACAGAUAUAAA